Molecule: messenger RNA, 2136 nt
Organism: Elaeis guineensis (African oil palm)
Lineage: Eukaryota; Viridiplantae; Streptophyta; Magnoliopsida; Arecales; Arecaceae
Product: probable indole-3-acetic acid-amido synthetase GH3.1
Cellular component (GO): cytoplasm
Molecular function (GO): acid-amino acid ligase activity
Source: RefSeq, a predicted model, not a curated record
ACACAAGCACCUUCUCUCCCCACGCCAUCUCUCCUUCUUUCUCCAAAAUCAUUUCCAUUCUCUCAAUAUCUCCCUUUCCUCCACCACCAUGCCCGAAGCUCCCAAUUUUGUGCAGUCCUGGGUCACUGCUUCGGUCCCGGAGGAACACCGCAAGGUUCUUGACUACAUCGAGGAUGUGACCGUUAAUGCCGACCAGGUCCAGCGCCGGGUGCUCUCGGAGAUCCUCACCCAGAACGCGCCUGCCGAGUAUCUGCACCGCCAUGGACUAUCCGGCCAUGCCACCGCCGACCUCGACGCCUUCAAGCGCCUCAUCCCUGUCAUCACCUACGAAGAUCUCCAGCCCGACAUCCUCCGCAUCGCCCAUGGCGACCCCUCGCCCAUCCUCUCCGGCCGCCCAAUCUCCGAGUUCCUCACUAGCUCUGGGACAUCGGGCGGUGAGCGGAAGCUUAUGCCCACGAUCCACGAUGAGCUCGUCCGUCGAUCGCUUUUCUAUAGCCUGAUGACGCCGGUGAUGAGCCAAUUCGUGCCGGGCCUCGACAAAGGCAAAGCAAUGUACCUAUACUUCGUCAAAUCGGAGUCCCGGACCCCCGGCGGCCUCGUCGCCCGCCCGGUCCUCACCAGCUACUACAAGAGCCGACACUUCCUCGACCGGCCCUUCGACCCCUACAACAUCCUUACCAGCCCCAACGAGGCCAUCCUGUGCUCGGACUCGUACCAAAGCAUGUACGCCCAACUGCUGUGCGGUCUGGUCCAGAGCGCCGACGUGGUCCGAGUAGGCGCGGUCUUCGCCUCCGGCUUCCUUCGGGCCACCAAAUUCCUGGAGAAGCACUGGCCUCGUCUGUGCUGCGACAUCAGGACCGGCAUGCUGGACCCCCAGAUCACCGACCGGACCGUGCGUGAGGCCGUCGAGCGCGUGCUCCGGCCGGACCCCGGCCUCGCAGGCCACAUCGAGUUCGAGUGCAGCAAGGCCUCGUGGCAGGGCAUCAUCCGCCGGAUAUGGCCUAACACCAAGUACAUCGACAUCAUCGUCACUGGCGCAAUGGCGCAGUAUAUCCCCACUCUCGAAUUCUACGGCGGGGGACUCCCAUUGGCAUGCACCAUGUACGGCUCGUCGGAGUGCUACUUCGGUAUUAACCUGAAUCCCAUGUGCAAGCCUAGCGAGGUCGCCUACACCUUGAUCCCCACCAUGGCCUACUUCGAGUUCCUUCCAGUCCAUCAUAUUAACAAGGGCGCCAAGGACGACGAUCAACGUGACCUGGUCGACCUCGUUGAUGUGAAGCUCGGGCAGGAGUACGAGCUCGUCGUCACUACUUACUCUGGGUUGUAUCGAUAUAGAGUCGGCGACGUGCUUAGGGUCGCCGGAUUUAAGAACAAGGCGCCGCAGUUCAAUUUUGUGCGGCGGAAGAAUGUGGCGCUAAGCAUCGAUUCGGAUAAAACCGACGAGGUCGAGCUCCAUGCAGCGGUGAGGAAUGCGGUGAACCAUCUGGAGCCGUUCGGGGCAUCGCUGGUGGAGUACACGAGCUACGCCGACACCUCGAGCAUCCCGGGCCACUACGUGCUCUUCUGGGAGCUGAAGGCGGGAGGGACGGCGGUGCCACCGUCGGUGUUUGAGGACUGCUGCCUGGCGGCGGAGGAGUCGCUGAAUAGCGUGUACCGGCAAGGGCGGGUGUGCGACAAGUCGAUCGGGCCGCUGGAGAUCCGAGUGGUGGAGGAGGGGACGUUCGACAAGCUGAUGGACUGCGCGUUGAGCCAGGGAGCAUCGAUCAACCAGUACAAGGCGCCGAGGUGCGUGCGGUCGGGGCCGGUCGUCGAGCUGCUCGACGGCCGGGUACAGUCCCGGUUCUUCAGCCCAAAGUGCCCCAAAUGGGUUCCGGGACACAAGCAAUGGAGCAUAGAUAAUGGUGGGAUCUAAUAAUGAUCCUUUGAGAAAAAAUUGAGAUGUUAGCCUUCAAUUAAUCAUGGUAGCUAGUCACCACCUUUAGAGCUAGAUAGGCCUGCCUCGAUCUCUAUUUUUUCUUUUUGUUGUUUUUUCCCCUAAUUAGCUUUCUGUUUGUUUUCCUUUUCCAUCUCCAUUUGUGUACAAAUUGUUCCUUUUUAAGGAAGUUUUUAUAUCACUUUUCUUUUUUAAUCCGAAAA